Molecule: messenger RNA, 17131 nt
Organism: Microcebus murinus (gray mouse lemur)
Lineage: Eukaryota; Metazoa; Chordata; Mammalia; Primates; Cheirogaleidae
Source: RefSeq, a predicted model, not a curated record
GGCUUUCCAGAGUGCUAGGAUUAUAGGCGUGAGCCACCAUGCUCCGCCUAGUCUCUACCCUUUUGAAAUAAAAUGCUGACCACGAAUUUUCCCAGUAGAUAUCUUUUAAAUUUUUUCUUCCCAUAAUAAUGUGAUGUUGUUUUGUGAUUGAUUGUCUUUAUUGAACUCUACAUUUUAGAGUCUGUAGUUACAGUUUAGCUGAAGCUUUGUUCCUAGUUGAUGAACAACUAAACAUUUCUUAACGUGUUUGAGUCCUGAAUAGCACAGUUUUGUGUGAAAACCAAAAGUAGAAAUAAUUAAAGUGAAAUGCGCAUUGUAAAUAUGUGACAAUAGCCUGAGUAUAAAAGAGUAUGUCUGGGACAACUGGCUAUGGAGGUGGAAACAAUUUGCAUUUUGGUGAGACUAAGCAAAAACUUAAGUAGCUUGAACAGUAUUUCUGGGUUCUUGUUCAUUUUCUGCAAAUUGAGUUGGAUAACACUUUCAAGAUUGGCUGAAAUUAAAAAAAAAUCUUAUGAAUAUCCUAGUUUCUAACUUACAGGAAGUGGAUAUUUUUUAUGUACUGUAAUUCUUGCUCAAAACCUUUGUGGUGUGAAGAUUCAUGUUUGAGGAAUUUAAGACUAUUAGAAAAACAGAUAUCGGGGGAACUGAUGUAAAUUCUCUUAAGUAUACAUACUCCCCCCGCAAAUUCACUAAAAUGAAACAGGGACAGUAAGUUAAGAGAAUGUCAUAUCUUAAAUUAGUAAUGAUGAAUGCAGUCCAAUUUUUUUGUUUGUAAAUGUUUUUGACAGUGAUACUGUGGAAAAACAAGAACUGUUUUUCCUCCAUUCUCAUGCUACACAACAACAAUCAUCAACAUCGAAGACUUUUGUGACCAAAUGUGUGUGGGAGGGUUCCCCCACCAACAAGCAAUCAGUCACUUCAGCAGCGAACACUAGCUGGGUGUGCUCUAAUUCUAUUCUGACAUUAUCUACCUAGAGAUAGCCUAGAGGUUGUGGGCUCAGUCCCCAGGAAUGCCCCCUACUUCACACACUAGUUGCAGGUCUGAGCUUUCAGAACUUUUGGCCUAUCAGCUUCAAGUUGAAGUUCCUGUGACUCCCUCUUUGGGUUCAGUAAUUUGCUAGAGCAGCUGACAGAACUCAGGGAAACACUUAUGCUUAACAGUUUAUUAUAAAGGUUAUUAACAAAGGAUAGAAAUGAGAAAUGCAUAGGGUGAGGUAUGGGGGAAGGGCGUGGAACUUCCAUAUUCUCCUUGGGCACACACAUGCCACCCUCCAGGAACCUCCAGGUGUUCAGCUAUCAGGAAGCUCUACAAACCCAGUCUGUUUGGGUUUUAUAGAGGCUUAAUUAUGUAGGCAUGAUUGAUUAAACCAUUGGCCAUUGGUGAUCAACUUCAACCCCUCUCCUUUCCCUAAAGGUUGGGGGAGUGAGGCUAAAAGUCCCAACUGUCUAAUUGAGCUUUGUUCUUUCUGGUGACCAGCCCCCAUCCUGAAGCUUCCUUGAGGCCACCAGACAUCAAUCAACUCAUUAGCAUACAAAAAGACAACUCUGAGGAUUUUAGGAGUUCUAUGCCAGGAAACAGUGUCGAGGACCAAAUAACAUUCCACAAUAUCUCAGGAUUUGAAAGUAUUCUUGAAGGGCUGUUUGGACCUGCAUUAUUAAAAGAUCUCAGUUUAUUUAAAGCCCAUGAACCUGAAAGCAUUUCUGAUUGGACUUUUGAUGAAAAUUGUCUGUUCUGUUGCUUGAGAAGAGAUAAAGUAAAGGGACACUUAGUCGGUCUGGAUGAACCAGCUUCGGGAGCUGGGCAAGAAGCUCUGCUUAAACAAGAGCAAGCAAAAAUCAUUCGAUUCGAGAGACAAGCAGAGGAGUUCCUCAAUGCAGUCUUUUAUAGAAAAGACAGUCCCUGGGUCUCCGACCCCAAUAUUCCCCUAGUGGCCCGUGAGAUCAUGCAGCGAAUGAUCCAACAAUUUGCUGCUGAAUAUACCUCAAAAAAUAGCUCUACUCAGGACCCCAGCCAGCCCAAUAGCACAAAGAACCAAAGCCUGCCGAAAGCAUCUCCAGUCACCACCUCUCCCACGGCUGCAACUACUCAGAACCCUGUGCUCAGCAAACUUCUCAUGGCUGACCAAGACUCACCUCUGGACCUUACUGUCAGAAAGUCUCAGUCAGAACCUAGUGAACAAGACGGUGUACUUGAUCUGUCCACUAAGAAAAGUCCAUGUGCUGGCAGCACUUCCCUGAGCCAUUCUCCAGGCUGCUCCAGUACUCAAGGGAACGGUGAGAACUCUACAGAGGCAAUAGCAGUAGAUUCUAACAAUCAGUCGAAGUCCCCUCUGGAGAAGUUUAUGGUCAAACUGUGCACUCAUCAUCAAAAGCAAUUCAUUCGUGUUCUAAACGACCUGUACGCUGAAUCUCAGCCUGGCCCUGAGGACCUGCAGCUUUCUGAUUCUGGAGCAAUGGAUAUGUCCACCUGCAAUGCUGGCUGUGCCCAGAUAAACACCAGCCAUAAGGAAAAAGAUGCUCUGUGUCUCGAUAUGAAGUCUCCUACUUCUGUAGAUCCGUUUGUAGACUCAUCAGGCUCUCACAGCCCUCUACAGUUGACAGAACAGACCCCGAAGGAGCCUCCUCCUGAGACAAACUCUGUAGAUGGAAGAGAGAAUGCCUUGACUAUUGUCCAGGAAGAUUCCUCUGAACUUCCAACCACUAAAACUAAUUCUGGCAGUUCAACGGAUAGUUCUACCCUGGGAUACCUCACUACAUCUAAUUCUUCCUCAUCGAACUUCCACCACAUCUCUAAAAGCGUGGAGGAGCAAACCACGGGACAGGAGCAAGACACAAAUGUGAAAAUCUGUGAAGAUGGUAAAGAUAAUAUGCAGAGCUCAGCUUUGGUAGAAAGUCUAAUGACAGUGAAAGUGACUGCUGAGAAUAGUGAGGAGGGCAACAGCUGUGUUGUUUCUCAAAGAAAUUCAUUCAGAGCUUUAUCAGAAGAGGCUUGGGACUCAGGGUUUAUGGAGAACUCACCUAGAACUGCUGACAAAGAGAACACUUUACAGUGUAGCUCAAAAACACCUUUGUGCCAGGAUUUAGAGGCAAAUGAACAAGAUGCAAGGCCAAAGCAAGAGAACCAUCUUCACCCAGUAGUAAGAAAUAAGGUGGGUUAUCAUUUACACCCCAGUGAUAAGGGCCAGUUUGAUCAUUCCAAAGAUGGUUGGUUAGCCCCCAGCCCUAUGCCAGCUGUCCACAAAGCAUCUAAUGGACAUUCACGAACCAAGAUGAUAUCAACUUCCAUUAAGACAGCUCGGAAAAGCAAAAGGGCAUCAGGGUUGAGAAUAAAUGAUUAUGAUAACCAGUGUGAUGUUGUUUAUAUCAGUCAACCAAUAACAGAAUGCCACUUUGAGAAUCAAAGAUCAAUACUAUGUUCUCGGAAAACAGCCAGAAAGAGUACCAGAGGAUACUUUUUCAAUGGUGAUUGUUGUGAGCUGCCAACUGUUCGCACACUGGCUAGAAAUUUAUACUCCCAGGAAAAAGCAGGCUGCUCAACAUUGGCAUCAGAGGCAGUGGUCACUCCCAAGCAGACCCUUACAAUUUCAACCCUUAACCAUACAGUAGAUGUGCAGCUUCCCAGAGAAGACAACACUGAAGAACCUAGUAAUGAAGUAACCUCCCUCAAGGAAGGAGGCAGAGACGUUUCAUCUGAAAAAGAAUUUCAAGAGCCUGAGGUUUGCCCCGUAAUUAAUGAACUGAGUCCAAGCAGCUCCCCUCGGUCAAAGGAGACAACAGCCUCAGACCUCGUGUGUCCUCCACCUGCUCACCUUCCUGAAGAGAACAUGCCAGAAGGCAGUUCCACCAUCUCAGCUCCCACAGCAAGUGGGAUGUCGUCUCCUGAACCAGACCAACAACCAGUUGCACUGCUGGAUACAGAGGAGACGAGUGUACCCCAAGACUGUCCCCUUAUUCUCUCUACUGAAAGCAUUUCUGGGGGAGGCAGUGAAGAUGUCUCUGGGCCUCAUUCUUCUCCUGAAACAGUCAGUAGAGAAGAAAAUCCUCUGUGCUCAGAAAGUCAAAGUCCCCCAGUGGUCUUGGAGCCUCCUGUGAGCCUGGGACAGGCUGAGGACGACCAGACCAUCGGUACCGAGGCUGAGACUAGAGACACUCAGGAGCUGGACACCAACCCACUGUUGAAGGAAAGCAGCACUUUUACUAAUGAAAACCCCAGUGAAAUGGAAGAAAGUGAGGCAGCGGGUAGUACAGGAAAAUCAGAAGAAGACACUGAUGAAAAAUGUCCAUCAGAAAAAGAUAUGUGUGAUCCAGACAUUGACUCAUCUGAUGAGAAUUUGGAGAAGAAGAAAAAAGGUAAAAAACUCCCUGAGGCCUCUGAUAGGUGCCUAAGAAGUCAACUUUUAGAUUCUUCCUCUGCCGAUAGGUGCCUAAGAAAUCAAAGUUCAGAUUCUUUCUCUGCUUGUCCUGAGCUCGAGGUUUCUAAAAAUCCUGGUGCAAAAUGUUCUCAAAAAGAAGAGCAGCCUGGUGGGACGACCCCUGAGGGCUCUCCAACCGAGAGUUUCCAAGCAGAAGCGCCAGACGACACUGAAAACCCAACUGUCAGUGAAAACCCAGUGUCAAUCCCAAAUCCUGAGAAGGAUGCUGAGGACGAGGACGAAGGAGGCAGGGUCAUCACCAGGCAGACUCUUAAAAACAUUCUGGCAAAAGAAGUCAAGGGGGAAGAAGGGUCAAUUUCCCCCAGCAGUGACCCUGUAACCACAGUUGGCCAGCCGCUGCCUGGAGAGAAACUAGAAAUCUAUGUUCAGUCUAAGGGAGAUGAGAAAAAUACCUGUGUCUCCUCAGAAAGUAGCCCUUGCGUGAGGGACCCAGAACAAACAAAAGAGAAGCCAGAACACGUCCCUGCACCGGCCGCAGAGGAGGUUACGAAUGAGGCAGACAGGGAGGACACCCAGCGUAAAGAUGAUGACCGCGACGCCCCAUCCAACUUGCUUGGGUCAUCGAGCAGUGGAAGUGGUGAUGCUGCUGAGCCGCCAAAACUGGUACCAAGGCCCAAAAGGUUGGUAUCUUCAACCUACAACCUCAGACAUGCUCAUUCUCCAGAUCCCUUGGAUGUUACAAAAGUGACUGCAGAAAAGGAAGCCGCACAAGUCAACCCAUUGCCAAAGGAACGUGAAGCUCCAGAGAGCAGCGACCCCCUAGAUGAGGAUGAUGCUGACACAGUGGUAGAUGAACAGCCAAAGUUUGUGGAGUGGUGUGCUGAGGAGGAGAACCAAGAGCUAAUCGCCAACUUCAAUGCCCAGUACAUGAAAGUCCAGAAGGGCUGGAUCCAAUUGGAGAAGGAAGUACAGCCAACACCAAGGGCAAGGAACAAGUCAGAUAAACUGAAGGAGAUUUGGAAGAGCAAGAAAAGGUCACGAAAAUGUAGAGGUUCGUUGGAAGUUCAGAAGUUCUCUCCUGUUCAGAUGCUGUUUAUGACAAACUUUAAAUUAUCUAAUGUUUGUAAGUGGUUCUUAGAGACAACUGAAACCCGGUCUCUAGUCAUUGUGAAGAAGCUCAAUACUCGUCUUCCAGGAGACAUCCCGCCUGUCAAGCAUCCUCUUCAGAAGUACGCUCCUUCCAGCCUGUAUCCCAGUUCGCUGCAGGCUGAACGCUUGAAAAAGCACUUGAAGAAAUUUCCUGGAGCUACUCCUGCUAGGAAUAAUUGGAAAACGCAGAAACUCUGGGCUAAAUUUCGAGAGAAUCCUGACCAAGUGGAGCCAGAGGAUGGCAGCGAUGUCAGCCUCAGCCGUAAUUCUGAGGACAGUGCAGAGGAAGCCAAGGAAGAUAGAGGUAGCCAUCCUCCCACAAACCUGCCCACUCCAGCUAGCACCCGGAUCCUUAGAAAAUACUCCAAUAUUCGAGGAAAGCUCAGAGCCCAGCAGCGUCUGAUCAAGAAUGAAAAAAUGGAAAGCCCAUUUGGUCUGGCUGUAGAAAGUAAACAGAGUCGUAAGAGCGUAUGCAUCAACCCUCUGAUGUCCCCCAAGCUUGCCCUGCAAGUGAAUGCGGAUGGAUUUCCUGUUAAGCCCAAGAGUACUGAAGGAAUGAAGGGAAAGAAAGGGAAGCAGACCUCUGAAAUCUUGCCUAAAGCAGAAGUUCAGAGUAAACGCAAGAGAACAGACAGCAGUAACCCUCAGGACAAUAAGGACAAGGGUCCUGCGGUGAAAGCAAGCAAAGAAAAGCAUGUUGACAGAGCCACCAAAACCUCUGCUGCCAAGAGGCCAGCUGCAAGGGACAGAAUCAGCCAACUGCCCAAAAAGAUGUCUUUGAAAGAGAAUAAAGUGAAGAUCCCUAAAAAGUCCCCUGGGAAGAGCUGCCCUUCCUCCAGGAAAGAAAAAGAAAAUACAAACAAAAGACCUGCCCAGCCCACCGCCUCAGAAACAUUGACAAAACCUGCCAAGCAAAAAGGGGCCAGCGAAUCCUCUUCCAGGCCCCAGAAAGCCACCAACAGAAAGCAGAGCAGUGGAAAGACGAGGGCCAGACCCUUGCCGAAAACCCCAGAGAGCAGUGCGGCCCAGAGGAAGCGCAAGCUGAAGGCGAAGCUGGACUCUUCCCGCAGCAAAAGGAGGCGGCUGGACACAAAGUGAUUGGAGGGUAGCCAAGGGGAAAACUGUUCCAUAGACGUAACCUUUAUUUUGCAUUAACUAAAUCUGCUUUUAUAAGCUCAUCAAGCCUUUCAAAUCUACAGUUCACAGAGAACACCGCAAUUUGAGAUGUCAGAAAAUGCGUCUCAGAUGGAGAAGGGAACUUGCAGAGUCCUUCUCUGAGGCUGAGUAAGGGAAGUUAUAUAUUAUAUUCUGGUUGUUCCUUGGGUUUUAAACUUGGAACCAAGCAGUUUUCGUUUUUAAAAGUACAGUGCCUUAUUUAUCCUUUUUGUUUUUAAAUUUACAAAAGCUAAAAAGCUGAUCUAUGUGAUUAAAGGCUUGUAUUUUAUACUUGAUGCACAAGCACUUGUACUGUAGCCGAGAAGACCACCAUCAUGCACAUAAAAGGAGCUUUUCAGCAGCCACCCUGAAGUAUCUGUCCAUGAACAGACGCCCCUCUUUGCAAACCCCAGCAGUGAACUUCCCUCUCUGUCUUGUUUGUUUGUUUAAAUGAUAUUUGAAAGCUAAACCAAAUCAUUAUGGUAUGUGGAAAAUGCAGAAGAUUUAUAAUUAUUAUAAAAGAUUAAUAUUUCUGUUAUCCCCUCCUUUAAAAAAAUCAUAGUCAUUGUUGGUCAUUCCCCUCACCUUUGAUCUUUUGUCAUUUGAGAACAUGUACUCUAAAUUAUGUGCCCAUGGGACAAGAGGUAUGUCACAAGUAUUAAUUUUGGUUUAUUGACCUCUAAAAAUUAUUUGCAUCCCCAAUUGUAUUACUGAUUUCCACCACCCUCUUCAUUUUUGGCCUUGCAAGCUUGCUAGCACUCUAAUGAGGUUUCCAUCCUACAUUGGGGAAAAAAAUGUAGGAUUUUUUUUUUUAUCUUGUAGCUGUAAUUUGAUGAUUAGGAUGUAAAUGACUGUUCUUAUUUUCUUUCUUAUCCCACAGUACUUCCAUAUUCAAAGAAAGCCAAAACGUUAUUUCUAAUAAGAGAAAAGUUUAAGUGUGUGUGUGCACACAUGUGUUUGGGUACAUUUGCAUGCGGUUAUCAGCCACAAAUGUCUCCCAAUCCAAGUUUUACAGUAAAAUUCUUUCUUCCCCAUGCAGUGUUUUAGGGUGUCCAUGAGCUAAGUAAGCACAGGACAGAUGGUUUUAAAAUGGCCCAGUGUCUCUGUGAGCAUCCCCGGUACCACUUUGACACCAGACUCAGAAAGGUCCAAACAGCACAAAGUUAUGGAAAGGUCAGAGCAACCUUGCUUCUGGAGGAAGCAGCCCCAGCAUCUCCGAGGGGGCCCACACACCCCUACACGCGGAACUGAUGGUCAGCUGGUGUGCUGCAAUGAGAAUGUCCUUGUUUGGAGUGGGUGUCCGUUGGAAUGGAUUAGUGCCAUCCCAGUAGUUAAAUGCUUUGUAGUAUCACUCCUGCCCAUAUCGUGUCAGCCUCCAUCCCAUGGCUCAGAAGUGAGAACUGCAGUAUUUGUAAUUGAUGUUGUUUGCCUUUCCUGGGUGAAGCCUGAGACAGGCACGUUGGUUUUAACUUAGUGCCUGUGAUGUUGGUACGUUCUAACUCGGUGUGUACUUGACAUCUCCAUUGGGCUGCUCUGCAAAAAAAGACUUGGUUAUUAAGGCCUCAGCCAACUUCUUUAACCUGUUCUGCUAUCAAAAUCAGCUUGUAUGGACAGCUGCUGCCCUUUUUUAUUAAAAAGUUCUCCAUUUAGGUUGUUUCACAUCUCUUUAGAUAAAGCCAGAUGGACUUUUUUUUAUUCAAAUCAUGAUAAAACAGGCCUUCUACCCAUUCUGUUCAAGGUUUGCUGUAUAUAAUGGAAACUUAUGAUUGGAUAGGACUGGACAAAAGCAUUUGAUUCAUGAGAAGUUUAGAAUUGUGUUGAAUUUCAUGGACAGUGAAGCUUACUAUCUUGAAUGAAGUCCUGAUUUUUUUUUAUGUCUCCUCUAUAUCCCAUUAAGUGUUGUUUUUUUUUUGUUUUGUUUUGUUUUUUCUUUUUAAUGUCUUUGACUUUGGCUAUUCAAGAGCUACCUAUCUUAAUGAAACUGCUGAGUGUGUAUGUUGGCAACCUUUCCUCAGCAUUAAGUUGCACAAAAGCAUUAAUAUGUUUUGAGUUGGUUCAUUUAAUCUUAAAAAAAUGGUUUUAAGGUUAAAAAAAUCUUUUCAUAUAGUUGUCACUGGAUAUUGUUUUUGUGGUGACUUAAACAGCUGGUGUUUGCCAAUGUCCGAUGUGCUGAUUCCUGUACAUAAGAGGUACCCUCUUGGCUGCAUAUAGACUACCUUGUAAGGUGCUUGGAUUAGGUUAGGGAGAGGUGUAAGAUAGUAAGUGGGUGGAACUUUUCCAGUUCCAAGUUUAUAAUUCAUUCCAUUACUUUCCUAAGUCCUUUUUCAUUUUUCAAAACUUACUUCAAGAUAAUAGCUAGACUACAAAUGAGAAAAGGUAUCAAUGUGUAUGUAUUUAUUUUAUACACCUAACAAUGCAAUGGAUCAUCUUUAAAAUCUACUUACACUAUAUAAUAGUGACAGUUAAAUAGACUGAGAUUCUACAUAAUUAGGACACUUAAAAGUUUAGAAUUAUUUUGAUAUUUGUUGAAUCUCGUUUUUGCUAAUUCAGUUAAUUUUGCUAAUAGAAGAAAAAACGAAAACAAACCUUGAGGGCCAACUCUGAAAGGCCCUUUCAGAGCAUCUGCUAUAGGUGUAAACUGGUAAAGCAGUUUCCCAGACACCUCCAAGUCCAGGCUUGGUAUUGAGUCAAGUCUCCCGUUGUUUUCCUUCCCUUGCAAAGACCUCCUUCCUAGAGCCAUCUUCAAAUAUGGCUUACCACCAGGAGCAAAUGCAGUCUACCCCACAUUCCCAUUCCAUAUCAGAAAGGAAUUCUGCUCCUGGGCCUACACCCAGGGAAGUGACUGUUCCAAUGUUGGAGCUGAGUUGAUGACCAAAGGACACUGGUAUUCCCUUUGAGUUUCAGGGAGCUAGAAGAUGCCUGGGAAGCAAUCACUGAAUUGUUAUCAUAGCUUCCCCGGAGCUGGGCCUCUUCAGGAGACUGAUGUUCUAUCCCAUGAUGCUCUGUGGGUGUGGGAGACAAUACAGAGACCACUCCGUCAUUUGGGGUUCUGAGCCUCACCCCUGGCACUUGCUCAGAUGUGUAGCAAUCUCGCAGUGUAGCUGGAAGGCCACGUACCUUUCUUCUGCUCCUGAGGCUGCCUGUAUAGGAAUGUUAUUCAAGUCUGUUAAUCAGCAGUCGCUAGCCCCUUGGAUUCCUUAUUAAAGACUUUGUUGUAGCCUGUCUCAAACAGUAAUCUUCAGCUGUGGUUUUCAUACCUAUAAUAGCAUGGAUAGAAGAGGUGCACCAAGUCAUCCCUUCACAUACGUGGUGCUUUCUAAUGGGAUCCUCUGUGCAUCACAUACUGUGCAGGCAGGUUUCUCACUGUUCAGAUAGGGCAUCAGUAGAAGGCAUUGCUUAAAGACAGUUAACUCUGUAUUGAGGUUUGGCCUCUUUUCUGCCUGCUUUAUGGUAGAUUCUGUGGUGAGAGUGGAAGCUGUCACUCAUUUAUGGCCAGCAUUCCUAUUGAUUAGUGGACCUACAAGUCAAGUAGGAAAAGAUAAUGUGCUCUGUGAUGCAAGUUGGAGAUACUAUAGUGUUGCCAUCAGCAAGUCUGGGUCUUGUCACAACACCCAGGACUGGGCUGGAAUAUUCAAGGUGCUGGCCAGUGGCCCAGGGAGACACACCGGCUCCUUUUAGUUUGAGGUCAGCCUCUGUAGGCUCCCUUUUGGCUUCCAGAUAAUCUAUCAAGGGUCUGCAAACUGUGGGCUGGUCACUUGUUUGUGUAAAUAAAAUUUUAUUGAAAUAUAGCCACACCCAUUUGCUUAUGUAUCGUCUAUGGCUGCUUUCACGCUACAAGGGCUGAGUUGAGAGUUGAGUAGUUGGCCCACAAAGCCUAAAAUAUUUACUAUCUGGACCUAAAAGUCUGCUGGUCCCUGCUUAAGAAAAUAAUCCUCUUUCAGGAAUAAAUCUUCUCUGCUUUUUCUUUUUCUAUUUCUUUUUCUAAACUCUGUCCUCUUCCGCUUCCUCUUUGUUCCAAUUUUGUUCUUUUUUUUUACAUUGCUUUAUUUCCUCUUGCUACAAAGGAGACAUGUUAUACUGAAGUAGCACAUGGACUACCAUCCCUUACACUUGCACUACCUUAGCAUUGCAUCUUCCUUCAAUCACCCAUCACAGUAGCCAGAAUGAGGCCACCUUAGCCUGUAGAGCCAGAACCCGUGAGCAGAUAGGGGCUCAGACUUCUAAAGUUAUGUGGCUAGGGCUGUCACUCACAUAGCUUUUAAUCAGAACUGAGCCUGGUUUCACUGCUUGUUUAUUAGAAUAAGCAAGACUUUUUUCUGUUAAAAUUAGUUGAGACUACUUUGGUUGGACUUUUAGUCCUCUGAACAUCACAUUUAGAUAUGGAAAAUGUCUUUUCACAGGGUGGAAGCAAAGUCUGGUUGCAAACCCAAAGCAUCAUUUAUUCUUAUAUAAUAUUUUUGGUUGGCUUUUAGGAAAAUAAAACUGUGUUGGCACUGAUAUCUUUUCAGUCAUAUACUUUGAAAAUAAUUUUAUUUCAGUAAGCCAACAAAUAAAAAAUAGAGGCUUUUGAAGUGCUUUAGAGAGAAUGAUAAAAAUUGGAACACAUUAUGACCUGAGUGUGGCUGAGAAGUUCUGGAUUAUAUCUUUAGAUCAAAUCCAGUCAACUUCCAAGGUAUCAAUCUUCCCCCUACCCAAAACUCAAAGAUAAGUUUCUAUGCUGUUUUUCAAAAUGAAGUUGAAUGUCAUGUCAGUGAAAAAAUGUCUGUCAUUGGCCCCAAAGCACUGAUUGUUUCACUUGUUUUGAAACAGGUAAUUAUUUUGAAUUCCUAGAUAUUACUUGUAUGUCUUAAUAUGGCUUAAUAGCCAUUAAAAUACUGGAAAUUUUUAAAGUAUGAAAUCGUGUCUAUGUAUAUCACAUGGGCAAGGCAGUCUUCAUAGCUUAGCAGUAAGUAUUCUUCCCAUGCUUGCUCUCAAGUCCUUUUCAGGGGAAAAAAAUAAAAGGUAUUUAAAACAAGCAGAAUUAUGGGAAGCCUUUUGAGACAGCCUGCAGUAUCAUUUAUCCCUUGAAACAUCAGAACAGAGUCCUGUAUCCUACAACGGACAGAUUAGACGAUGUAAUGGUCUGACCUCCUUCCUUUAGAGAUAAGCGUACUCGGGCAGAAACCCAGAGCUCUCAGGGCUUUGCUGUGCUGUCCUGGGGCCCUGGGACCCACCCUGGGCACUUUAUGAAUGGUGUCCUUACUCAGGCUUUUGCCCUUGGUAUUGUAGCAAGGAUGGCCAGUUCCUUCCAUUGCCUCCUGUCUGUCUGAUGCUUCCUUUUCCCAGAGCCUUGGUGGUUGAUGCUCAGAGCUCAGGAAACGUCGUUUGCUCCACCGUCAAAGGGGCAGUUGUGCAGUCAUGCUGCCCGACACAUACAACACACGGCUUUCGCACCAGACUGGGACCAUCCCAUGUAACAUAGGUGCUCAGUGUGCAAGCCUCAUGGAAGCAUAGAUUGCCUAUUUUUAAAAAAAUAACCAGGUACUCAUGAUAUUAUAAUAUGCCAGGGGUUGGAUUAGUGGAUUUACCUUUUCUAAAAGGCUUACGUAAAAAACUAAAAUAAAAUUAACAGAGACCUUAUGUGGCCCACGCAACCUAAAAUAUUUACUACCUGACCCUUUGCAGAAAAAGUUUACUGAUCCUUGCAGUAGUCAUUCAAAAUCAAAUGGUGUGGACAGUUAGGCACGGAUCUUUUUGUUCACGUGGUUCAGCAUUGCAAGCAUUCUAAAUUUUAGAGUGUCUUGCCUGCUCAUCUCAGUGCACAGCUGCUGUUGCACAUCAUUCCUGAGUAACGCUUGUUCGUUUAAAAAAUAUAUCUCCUCCUUUGCUGAUUGACUGCUGAUGAAUUGUGUGCAUGUGAUUAUACUUACUAGGAUAUGUAAUUAAAACCAAAAGUACAAAGUCCUUUAAACUAAAAGUAUAGUCAUCCUCAUUUUUUAUGAAUCAGAGUGAACUCGACUCUGGUGGAGAGACAUUCCACUACAGCAGUGCCCAACACACGUGACUUACUAGUGAACUUAAAGCUUAGAAUAGUGAGUGCCUCUCCCCAAAAGCACAGGGUGUGUUAGUUUUUUACCCCAAGAGCCCUUCACUUCUCUUUUGUAUCUAGUAUAUUUGCAAGUUUAUCGCUCUCUAAGCCCUGGUCAUUGCUUGUGAACAUAAAUGGCUGGCCUUUGCCUGUUUGAACCUCAAGUCCAGUCCCCAUGUUGUCUUAAACACACCAGCAUGGCGGUGGCACCUUGUCAGCACCAGCAGCUUCACACCGAGCCAGUUAAGGACUGUCCUGCGUCCCCUGCUCAUUUUGAGGAGCCAUCCUUGGUACCUUCCCUAACUCUUCCCUUCUGCCACCAGCUCCCUUCCAGGAGGCAUCUUCUCUGGGACGGCCCCCCUCCUCCCAAGCACUUCCCUGAAAACACGUAUGUCACGUUAGAAGCAUUUUUCUCUUCCAAACUCUGUAUCUUACUUCUCCCGGUAUUUAGCCAUUUGGGUCCAAAUGCUGUUCAAUUUAUCAGCUUUUCACCCCAGUUUUCUAUGAUCUGCACCUCAUAUUUGUCUUGUAGCUACAGCUGCAGUAUCUGGGAGUUAGUUUGUGGGAAAGAAACUAUACAAACAAGAUUUGCAUAAUUUUGUAUAUUUAUACCACAGGUAGGGAUUAUUUUUAGAGCCACUAUAGCUUAAGGUUAUUGAUUUCACUAGUGGUCUCUGCAUUCUAAAUAGUUCUUGGAGACUGUGUUAGUGACUGUGGUUCUUGAUACAUAUAUAAUAUUUAUACACACCACUGUGGAAUUUAUUUCACUGUGUAAAUAGUGAUAUUUUCCUGUUCAAAUGCUUCUAUAGAAAGUAUUUAUUUUAACAAGAAAAUUAACUGUCAAAAGGGCUUUCAAAAAAAAUGUUCUUUCUAGCCACCCAUCCUUUCCAGCGACCAUGCUCAGCUAAUCAGCCCCCAAACAACACAGUGAAGGCAAAAGGAUGUGGCCUUGAAACCCUUGCUGUAUUUGGGCAGAUGUGAGUGAGCGCAUUGUCCCACUGUCACCCUGUCCCAGAGCAAGGUGGGACUCCUAUAGGAGGUGUGGCUGUGCCAGGCAUGGCAUCAGGGCUUGCGUCGCACAGCCCACUUCUUGCAAGCACAGCUGGUACACUCUAACAGCCUGUGCAGGGAAAUGAGCCUUAGUUGUAGCCCCAAGGAAAUCCAAAUCCAUACCUGUGAGAUAUGGAGAAACCACUGGUUGCCUAAAGAAAGUGUUAAGGUGUGUGUCUAGUCUCUCCUUUGUGAAAGGCACCUGUUCGCACUCGCAUUAACCAUGGGAGAUAAGCAUGUUUUCUGCACCUUGACGAUAUUCGUGAGUGCCCUAGUAGCUCUCCUCUUCCUCCUCCUCCUCCUCCUCCUCCUCUUCUUCUUCCUCCUCCUCCUCCUCCUCUUCCUCCUCCUCUCUCCCUGUCUCAGCAAGCCUCUGUGCAGAUGUGGGCCGGUGCCUCUGUAACUGGUGAUUACAGAAUGAGACCGUCUGUUCUAAGAUGUGGUCGGCUUUACUUCUCAGGAGUCCUGGCCUGUAGUUCAGAGCACCCCUAGGUGAAACAGAACCAGUGCUCUCUGAUUAUGUUCCUCCUUCCUGGGCACCCGUGUCUGAGUCACGUUCCUCAUUGUGCUUGGCUGGCUGGACUGAAAACUGCAACUCUGGGACUACAGAACUACAUGGAGCUUUGGACUAGGCUCACAUAGGGUUUUGUCACCCAUUUGAACCAUAAUUUGCAUAUUUCCUUAUGGCCUUCCUUUGUCUUUUCUAAACAAAUGAUGAGGACACUUGAAGAGUAAUGCUGGAGAAUGUUUUCUAAGAUAUUAUUUGUAAGCAAAUCUGCUUUUAAGGUGAAAUGUGAAUGGGUAACUAGGUGCCAGGGAAUUUAGCACUGAACUAGACAGUCAAAACUUUUGUAACUUUGCAGGAAGAAAUGUUAAUAAAUUUUGCUCUCAUCUAAAUGUUCACAAGAAGUAAUGUAAAUAGUUUUCUAAAAAUAUUUAUUACAUGUGCUGUAUACAGAUUCAUGUUCUGAGUGAUGUUGGUUUGCAUUGUAGUAUUGUAGAAGAAUAUAUUUUGAGCAGUGGACUUCCUUUCAUAACACAGUUCACACAUGGAGAAAGAACAAAAACCAGCAGGUUGAGAGCUGUUUGGGGUGUUUGAUCUGUAAUGUUACAUCAAAUCUAAGCUUUAACUGCCCCCUCUUCUCAUCUGGUUAUGUUAUAUAUUAUAUAUAUAUACAGAUGUAUGAUAAACUGGUCAGUGGUCAGUACCCAGAUCUGCAGAGCAGAUUUCCAGGUGUUCUUUCUGAUAUGUUGCCCAUAAGCAAUAAGAUCCUAGAUGAUUACAUUUAUUCUGGGCCCACAUUGGCCCUUGUCUCAGAGGAUAGGGUGGGGGUAGAACAGCUCUUGCUAAGACCUCUUGCCUUUGCUGGAGAGGUUGCUGUACUUGAAUUUUUGCUUCUGUUUAUCUGCACGCUCCUUCACGUCAUAGAACUCUAGCAAUAGAUGCGAAAUCUACCAGCACUAGACACAUCAAAAUUGGGCAUAUAGAAUGAAAAAUUAGCAAUUUUCCAUGAAUUGGUAGGGUUUUCAGAGUCAACUAGAGGCAAUGCUCAUUUGGCUAUAGAGUAAGUGUAAGAACUUUUUACAUUAGAAAUUUAAGUGGCCAGUUAAAUGCCCUUUGGCUAUAUUUGACCUACCUUUAAAAGCUAGCCCAUUUCCUGUAAGCCUCCCCUGUGUCUGGACUUAAAAUGCCUAAAACCCCCUUUGUGUCUGGGGUUAAACCAUUUAGGUCAGUAUAAAGAUGGCAGUCACUCUUCCAUUCUCCCAGCGUGUCUAGUUCAACAGAUUUCUAAAGCUGUUUAGCAGCCUCUCCUUGUGACCGUCCUAAACUUUGUGAAAAAUAAAUACCCCACACCCAGAUAACCAUUAAUAGAAGUAAUGUAGUUUUUUAGACUUUUGGAAUAUGUCUUCUCUUUUGUAUUUAUGAUGGUGUUUGGAAUUUUUCACUAGUGUUUUUUUAGAUUGAAGUGGGUGCAUUAGGAUGCAACUUUCCAUUGCUGAGCCCAAAAGCAAGCAAGAGGAAAGAAAUUGACCUAUAUUGUAUCAUUGGGGAGGUGACUACUUCUUGUAGUGGGGUGGGGGAGGGGCAUUGUAUAUUAUGUGGGGGUAAAAUAGAAUUCUGGCCUGAGGCUCCCCAAGUCCUUGUAUUAAAAAUCCCCUUAUUAGCCUCACUUAAUCUCAAUAGAAGCCUGCUGUUUACCCUCAGGGAACAAGUAGUUUUCAAAAUUGAGCUCCUCCAAGGUCAUUGGCCAAUGUCUGUGUGGAAGCAUUGGUCAUCUUUGUGAACUCAUGGCAUUAUUUUCCCAUAUACAUUAUGGUAUUAAGAAAUUCAACCCCAACCUGUAUGAAAAGCACAGCCCAGGGUCCUAAUUUAGGCUAGAGUUAAUGCCUUUGAGGGGCCAGGGAGUCAUAGGAGGCCCUUGCAAUUUAACUGAAGCUCAGGUGCCAUGUUGGAUUUUUAUUCUUUUUUAGGCCACGACCCUUCUGAACGCAUUUAGGGCAGGGGCUGCUGAUCCAGCUGUGGAUUCAGGGAGCUCUAACAUGAAUCUCUACCGUUCCUUUAAAAGUCUUUCUGGUUCCUCCCAGUGUUGUCAUUGCCGAGGUCAAUCUCGUAGUUGUUCAGAUGUGCUCCUUUUUGCUGUCUUGUGAGUCUUAGCUAGUGAUCCAGACGCCAAGGACAGGGGCCUCUGGGAGGCCCUAGCCCCGCUCCUGGUACCAAGUCUGUGCCCCUGGCCUGCGUGCAGGUGGUCUUUCCGAGAGCAGUGACAUGAGAAGUUCUGCAGAUGGUGACCCGGAAGAUCAGUGUGUAUCUCUUGGGCCUGGAUCUCCACUAUGUUAGCGAGUGUAGGAAUAUACUGUGUCUUUAAUGGAUGAAAAUUCAAUGUAUGCUGUGAAUUUGUUGGUUUGAAACAUUGAAAAUUUUUCAUUAGACAAUGUUUACAUACCUCACCUGAAGAACCUUUGAGAGUGUAUAUAUGAAAUUUAAAGAUAUAUUAAGUUGCUUUAAAACAAUAAUGUAUAGCUAUAAAAGUUGGAGUUAUUUUAACUUUGAAUAUGUACCAAGUCUCUUAAAUAUUGAAUCCUGUAGACUUUUUGUGCUUCUGUGUUUUACUUUCCUAUUGGUCCAUGUAGGAAACUGUGUUAUUGGUAAAGGGGCCCUCGCUGAAAUCCAAGCUUGGAAGGAUUUCCUGUGUCGUUUCAGAUUCUCCUGUUUGGUUUUGAGGGAUGGGAUGUGGAGCCAGAGGAGGUGUGGGAGGGGAUUCUCUAGCGUUGACAUCUAUUCCAUGAGCUUUUCCAAGGCGCUUAUUUUAUUGCAGCAUAUUAAACUUCUUUGAUA